AUGUCGAGGGCGAAGCGCGGUAGCGAAAGUGCGAUUUUAUCGGAAGAAGACGGGCGGAAGAAUCCGUUCUCCACGACGGACGGCGUCGAGUUCCCGAUUCUGCCGCUGCGGAAAAAGGUGGAACUCUUGCAUGCGCUAACCGAUUAUCGCCUGCAAGCCGACGACGUGCAAAAUGAAUUGAAGAAUCUGGAGGCGGACAGUCUGCGAGUGGAGCCGCUGGGGCACGACGACGAAGGGUCGACGUACUGGUAUUUCUAUGGAACCAGGCUCUAUCGAGAAGACCUGCCUUAUGCGGAGCGAGUGGAGCGCCUGAAGAAGAGGGAAGAAAAAGCCAAAGGCGAGAACGGCGUAGCAACAGCCGAGGUGGAAGAGAAGCCCAAGAAGCGAGGCCGGAAAAGCAAGAAGGAGCUGGAAGAGGCGGAGGCGAAAGAGGCGGAAAAGCGGCGCCCGUUGUGGCAGGUCGUGUGCUACACCCGCGAAGAUUGGGAAAAAAUCACUAUGAAGUUCGAGGAGUCGAAAUCCAAGGCCGAAAAGGCCUUGUUUGCAACUCUCAAGGAAGACUUUUUGCCCGAGAUCCCGCGCCUCUUUGAAGAGAAGGAGAAACUUCAAAGGAAAAGACUUGCCGAAUUGCUUCCGAGACGUUCAUCUGGUCGAUUGGAAAGGCAGAAGUUGAAGAAGGAAGAAGAAGAGCAGCAGAGAUUGGCGAAGGAAGCGCAAGAAGCUGCCCGACUGCAACGUCUUGAUAAAGACGCUGAAGAAAGGGAAAUCGAGAAGUAUCGAGUGGAAGAGCGAACGCGAAGGGACGAAAGAAUCCGACGAAGAGAAUACUUCCGUGCCAACAUGGGAGAAUGGAAUUACGAUGACUUCGACGACAAUGAAAGCUAUUACGGAUCCUUUUCGUCCCCGGUUCGACCGCCGUCGUCUCGAGAAGAUGAUCUUUCGUCAAGUCCCUUCGUCUCUCCGGUUGUUGCAUUCCCCUCGACGAAAGCUGACGAUUUGGAAGACAGACUGCAUGGUGAUGCUGUGUCUCGGAAAUCAGUUGACCAACUACAAACUCGGUUGAAGAAGGUUCUGAAGUAUUUGAAGAAAAGGGAUAACGUGAGCUGGCCCUUCGCACUCCCUGUUAAUGAAAAAGUGGCCCCGGAUUAUUAUUCACGGAUCCCUCAGCCCAUGGAUUUGUCCAUGAUGACUGAGAAGGUGGAGCGAGGGAAAUACUCAUCCAUCUCACAGUUUCAAAAGGACUUCAAACUUAUGAUUCAAAAUUGCAAGAAGUACAAUGGGGAAAACAGUGAAAUAUUCGACAUGGCGAUUGAUCUGGAAAAGCUGUUCCACAAAGCCGAAAACCAGUUUCUCGGUGAAGAUUCUGGUCAGUCAUCAGAAGAUGAAUCGUUGGCCUCUCUAGUGAUCGAAGAAGAGCGGGAGGAACCCCCGAGCCCGCCACCGGUGAAAAAAGAAGUGAAAAAAGAAGUGAAUAAAAACUCGGCGUCUGCAGGCGUGAAAAGUGAGAAGAAGAAGAAAUCUGUGUCCAUUGUAGAGGAUUCUGAUCUUGAUAAGCAAACCCCCGUGAAGCAAGAAAAGCCUGUUGCGGUCCCGGCCAAAAAACGUGGUCGACCCCGGAAAUAUCCUCUGCCUGAAGAUCAAAUCAAAUCGGAACCCAAGAAAACAACCCCUGUGACGUCGUCAGUUCCGGAAAAGAAACCAGAAAGCGUCACUCCGACUUCAGGGGUUGUGAAGCGGGGUCGUGGUCGCCCGAGAAUGUCGGAAGAAGAAAAGGCUGCCAAACGUCAACAAAAUCUGUUGAAGAAAGCGUCUUUGACCAAAGACAAAACCAUCAAAUCACCUGUUCCUGCCGAGGAAAAGAAACGCGUCUACAAAACUCCGGAAACCGUUCACGACUCAUUUUCUUCUGACGAAGAACAACUCAGCGAUAGACCGAAGGCGAAAAAGAGGAAGACUGUCGAGUCGAGAAGUCCUAAAAAGUCGCGAGCCUUUAGUCACGUUGACGAAGACACGAAACGAGCGAAAUCGAAACAUGUUUUCGAUUAUGAAAGUUCGAAUGAAGAAAAUGACUCUGACUCGUCUUCGUCUACGGCAUCUUCACAAUCGUCGGACCUGAAGAAGCGAAAGAAAAAGCGGAAGACCGAUCACCACCACCGCCGAAAGCAUGACAAGCAUCAUCACAAGAGUAAGAAACGUCGAAAGAGCUCGAGUUCUCCCGUUUCAAUGCAUCAAGAAGUGGAUACAAAGAAAUCAAAGGACCAUUUGCAUAAGCAUCAUAGGCGUCAUCGGCAUUCUUCCUCAUCGGCAUCCUCCAAUUUGUCCAAGAAGAAGCGUGGCUUAUUUUCAGGGGAUAACAACAAGCCAGACGCGAAGGAAAGUUCGAAGGGAGUUAGCGAUUGGUUGCAUGAAGUUUCCUCGGAGAAACACGACGGACGAAGCUCUUCGACGAAACGUGCGUCGGACUCUUCACCGUAUUCGUCGUGGUCGACGUCUCAUCGCAAACCCGCGGGUCCCAUGAAGGACCGCUUUUUGAAUCCGAAGAGCCCCCUGCGUUCCGAUGAGGAUCAAUACAAUCGCCCGCCGUUGAUCCCCAUGGGCAAGAAACGACACAGGUCCAAAGGCAGUGAAUCCGACUUCGAAUCCGAACUCAAGUGGGACCUCGAGGACCGGAAGCGGAAGAAGGAGGACAAAAAGUACAAGCCGCGGGACAGUUCCGAGAACCGUCAGCGCGGCAAAUCCCCGGGUCGGCACAACAGCGGCAGCGACUUCGACCGCGUUCGCAAGGAGACCAUUCUCAUUCCGCCCCCGACCGUCGCCCCGGGCCACAACAGUAGUAGCACCAACAAGGAGCGGCACAAGAAAGAUUUCCGAUCUCGACUCAAGGAUGGUCUCAUGGCGAAGAAACUCAAGAGCGCCGGCAGCAGCGGUUCUUCGGGCGCGUCUUCGGGUGUCGGCGGCGUGCCGCCGAAAGAAGCCAAAUUCCUGGACCCCAAUCUUGAUAACUUGAUCUCGCGAGUGAAAGAGUUCAAUCAGUACAAAGCCGCCUUGGCCAGCGGGGACAAGGGACCAAACUUCUCCAACGGCGGCGGCGGAGGCACUGGAGAAGGAGAAGCUGGCCCGAAGCUGAACAUGGGUACAGUGCUGCACACCGACUUCGCCAGGAAGCACAUCCUAGCUUCCGUCACAUCGCCGUCUUCUCCGUCGUCCACGGACCCCUUUGAUUCCCUCGUGUCCAGCUCGAAGCCUGUCGCAGUGGUGGAGAGCGUGAAGAAGGAAGAGCCCGCUGUGGUGUUGAGCAAGGAAGACGACGUGGUGGCGGUGCCACCGCCGCUGCCGCCGCCUCCUACCGCCAAGCCGCCCGUGAGUGGCGGCGAAGAAACGGGUAGCGAAGAGAACGAAAAGUCGCUGGCGAAUAAGGCCACGCCGAACCUCAGUGCCUGGUUCAAAGCCUUUGGUGCACCCAAGAGGAAAGUCACGCCAAUCGCGACCGUGAAACCCACUACACCGGUGAAGGACGCCGCGCCGUGGGCUUACGGCAAGUUCGAGAUGGAGAAGAACGCCGUCACUGCUGGCUCCAAUACCAGUGGCGCCGCUGCCGGUGUUCGACGGGACUCUGAUCCCGCCACGACGAAAAAGCCGCCGCAGCAACAACAGCAGCAGCAUCUGCUGACGACGGUGAUUUCUCCCGUGAACCCGAACUCUGUCGUGUCGUCGGCUCAGCCGCCGCCUCUGCCUAGUCCGCAGCACGGCUCGGAUCGGUCGCCGUUGUACGCCAGCUCGGAAAGCGAAGUGCAGUCUCCGCAGACGCCGCAGUACCCGGCGGGCUGGGCUUCGGAGCCGUCGCCGGCCAGGGAGCCGCAACGCUCGCCGCACGUGGGCAUGGUGGGUCACGCGGGUUACGUCGGCAGUGGGUCGUUGUCGCAAAAGUCGCCGGUGCCGCAAGAGCCGCUCAAAGUCGGCUUUUACAAGGACAUGACGCAGCAGAACAAGCAGAGCCCGGACGGGUCUACGGCGUCCUCGUCGGGGGCCCACUCGCCGAUGACGCCGUGCACGCCGCUGACCCCGCAGCAGUUGGACAGCGGUGUCAUGUCGCCAGACAGCAUGUACAACCGCAACGGCAGCCAGGGCUCGUAUGCAGGCAGCAACACCGGCCCCAAGGUUCGUACUUAA
Molecule: messenger RNA, 4170 nt
Organism: Notodromas monacha
Lineage: Eukaryota; Metazoa; Arthropoda; Ostracoda; Podocopida; Cyprididae
Source: the annotation of a GenBank genome assembly